CCCUUUACUCUCUUCCCUUCCUUCCCUUUCUCUUCAGCAAAAGCAUCAAAUCUCUCUGUUCAUGUUCCAUUUCUUUCGUUUCCAAAUUGCAACAGUACGAAAUACACUAUAGAAACAGUGAUUCGUUUCCUGUUUCAUAAAUCCCUGCUCUUUUUCCUCUUUAUUUUGCAGCUUUUGAGCCCUUCUUCACGGACAAAAAACCCCAACUCCUUGUUUUGUUCUUUGAUAAUAGCUUUGUUUAUCUCUUUGUCCUAAACGAGAAACCAUGAAAACGUCGAUGAGAGAUAGCCCAUCUUUCUCUUCAACUCUACUCGACAAAAUCUACCGUUCAAUCGACGAUGGGGAAACCAAAAAUGAAGACCUGAGAUUUUACAGCGAGACAAUACAGAGGAAACAAAGGAUGUCGGGUUUUCAACGAGCUUGUUUGAUCGAGAAAUGGAUGGAAAAGAAGGUUAGUGAAAAGGCAAAUGCAGAUAAGAAAUAUGUUUUCUCUGAUUCUGAGUUUGUAAGAAAAACACAUCACGAUCAUGAUCAUGAUUGUGUUUUCUUUAGCUCUACUUCGAUCUCUUCUGAUUCGAGUUCCGGGGGGUUUUCCUUUUCAUCAUCUGACACCGAAUCUAUGUAUUGUACGAAAACCAAAGCUCCAUCAUGUUUUGUUCGACCAUGGCCGAAACCAGUUAAGACCAGAUUGUCGGCGGCUCAAACCGACAAGCCAGUCAAGGCAAAACAACGACAACCACCCAUUUCGCCAGGCGGUCGGCUCGCGAGUUUCGUUAAUUCGUUGUUCACGACAGGUAAUACAAAGAAAUCCAAAAGUUCAUCAUCAACACCAGCAUUAUCUUCAACCGUGUCCGUAGUAAGCCAUGAUCAAAAGCAGGUCUCGUCGUGUUCUUCGGCUUCAUCAUUUUCGAGAUCCUGUCUAAGCAAGAAUACGCCAUCGACGCGUGAAAAGCAGCGUGAUGGGGCUAAAAGAACUGUUCGGUUCUGUCCCGUGAGUGUAAUUGUGGACGAAGACAGCAGACCGUACGGACAAAGAGAAAUAUGGAAACCGCCGUCGGGAAAGUAUGACCAAGAGAUAAAGUUUCAGACAAUGGAGAAAGCAAGGCGAGUUGAAGAAAUGGCUAGAGAGUUUCUGAAAGAGUAUAAACUAAAUCAAGAGAAAAACGAAUUUAUUUCAGGGGAUUCUCGCAGGAAUUAUGUACUGAACCAUGAAGAGGAAGAUAAUGUGAGUAGAUGUUCGAGUUCGGAUCUGUUCGAGUUAGAUCACCUUGUUCUUUUAGGUAAUCAUAGGUACGAGGAAGAACUGCCAGUGUAUGAAACUACCCAUGUUGAAACAAAUCGAGCCAUUGCUAAUGGCUGGAUAGUUUAGUUCUUUUUCUUUUUUGUUCACAAUACACAUGGAACCAAAAUUUUCAGCUUUGACCUUUUCUUCAUGUAAUUUUCAU
Molecule: messenger RNA, 1445 nt
Organism: Hibiscus syriacus
Lineage: Eukaryota; Viridiplantae; Streptophyta; Magnoliopsida; Malvales; Malvaceae
Product: protein BIG GRAIN 1-like B
Exons: 2
Coding region: 266-1369 (367 amino acids)
Biological process (GO): auxin-activated signaling pathway
Source: RefSeq, a predicted model, not a curated record